Laccaria bicolor S238N-H82 is the source of this 762-nucleotide messenger RNA. RefSeq lists its product as uncharacterized. The transcript is spliced from 10 exons. Bases 1 to 762 code for a protein of 253 amino acids. The record is from RefSeq and is a predicted model, not a curated record. Lineage: Eukaryota; Fungi; Basidiomycota; Agaricomycetes; Agaricales; Hydnangiaceae.
AUGAUCUCUCAAAUCCUUACAACUGGCUGUGUUCACAUCGGUUUGCCUGACGGAGAGAAUGUAAAGAUUAUUUACCCAGCUACUUCAUCAGCAAAAACCCUGGGAACUGGUAGACAUUGCUCAGCUUCCUCUCAGGAUUGCGCCGCCUCCUCGCCAUCUCGUCAGCCCUCCGCCUUUCCCAUCGAUGUUGAACGUCCGAAUUCGGAAAUUUUUGGACCUGUGAACUUUUCCCUCAACAUCAAACUUCACGCUCUCCCCUCCUUCCCCCCCGCGCAAUGUCUUCAUGAUUGGAAUCUUUACAUCAAAACCCCAACAAAUCUGUCAACCCCUCUGUGGCACAAUGCAGCCAGAAGACCCUGGCCGCCCGACGACGCAUGCAAAGUAUACGGUGGGCGGAAGGUGACGUCGGGGACCAUCAACUGGUACUCACAAGAUACUGGUAUUCAGCGCGAUUGCUCUGAACAUCACAAGGUGACCCUCCCGCUUCGCUUCUUUAUGAACGUGUUCUCAAGUUCCUUCACUCCAGUGAUUGCAUACGUCACUUCUAAUGAACCUUUUGAUUCUACAGGAGUGAUGAGGGAGAUGACGAUAUGGUUACCGUCUUUGGCGGCACAAAUGUGGGCGCAGGCGGCUGAAGAUCGCGAGAAGUCGAUCGUAUCCCCUCACGAGGGCAUGUCAGCCACUGGGGUAGACCAGUCUACAGAGUCCACAGAGAAGGCACAGGCACCAGGGUCCAGCUCUCUCAUCUUUACUAAACCCUGA